Ilex paraguariensis (yerba mate) is the source of this 204-nucleotide messenger RNA. NCBI's taxonomy places the organism in Eukaryota, Viridiplantae, Streptophyta, Magnoliopsida, Aquifoliales, Aquifoliaceae. The record is from the annotation of a GenBank genome assembly.
AUGGUGGGUGCAAGGAGCACGGAACGGUUGCAAAGGUCUCUGAUGGUUUGCCAGGACAAAUUUGAGGCAGCCAAGCUCCAACAAAUCAGAACUGAUUCCAUGAAGGAUUUGGAGUUGUGCGUUGACCAGUCAAUCCAGGACAGCAUCACGGCAUUGCCACAUCUUGCUGCAAGAUUGAAGUCUUCUCUCACAAUCAAUGAUUAG